Messenger RNA from Rotaria sordida, 1116 nucleotides. The record is from the annotation of a GenBank genome assembly. NCBI's taxonomy places the organism in Eukaryota, Metazoa, Rotifera, Eurotatoria, Philodinida, Philodinidae.
AUGGAUAGAAAUCAAUAUCCGCAUACAAUAUUUAUUGUUUGUGGAACACAAGCAGAAAAAUCUGAUCGAAAUAGUGUUAUGGUUGUCAAAAUGUCAAAUUUAACUAAAACUUUAAAAGAAAAAACAUCAGAAUCAGAUGAAGAUGACAAUGAUGAUGAUGAAGAAGAAGAAGAUACGAAACCAGAAUUUGAAUCAGUUUCUUUAAAACAUAUUGGUGGUAUUAAUCGUAUAAGAUCAACAGUUAUUAAUGAUCGUAAAAUAGCAGCAACAUGGUCCGAUACAGGCAAAGUUCAUAUAUGGGAUUUAAGUCGAUUACUUCAUGCUGUUAAUGAUUCAUCUGUUAUGGCUACUUAUGUUCGUAAUCAAGAAUCACCUAAACCAUUAUUUACAUUUAAUGGACAUAUGAAUGAAGGUUUUGCUAUGGAUUGGUCACCAACGGUACCAGGGAUGUUAGCAACAGGUGAUUGUUCAAAAAAUAUUCAUAUAUGGAAACCAAAUGAAACAGAAUGGGUUGUUGAUCAAAGACCUUAUGUUGGCCAUACAUCAUCAGUUGAAGAUAUUCAGUGGUCACCAAAUGAACAGAGUGUUUUUACUUCGUGUAGUGUUGAUCGAAGUAUUCGUGUAUGGGAUAUUCGUGCUAUGCCAUCAAAAGCUUGUAUGUUAACAGAAACUGAUGCACAUACAUCUGAUGUUAAUGUUGUUAGUUGGAAUAAGCAUGAACCAUUUCUUAUAUCUGGUGGUGAUGAUGGUUAUAUUAAAGUUUGGGAUUUAAGACAAUUGUCUAAACAAACACCAGUAGCUUCAUUUAAACAUCAUCAUUCAUCAAUAACAAGUGUUCAAUGGCAUCAUAUAGAUUCAAGUGUAUUUGCUGCAGCUGGAGCUGAUAAUCAAAUAACAUUAUGGGAUUUAGCUGUCGAAAAAGAUGAUGAAGAAAAUAAAGAACAAACAGCUAAUAAUAAUAAGAAUAAUCAAUUAGAAAAUUUACCGGAUCAAUUACUGUUUAUUCAUAUGGGACAAACAGAUAUAAAAGAAGUUCAUUGGCAUAGACAAAUACCUGGAUUAUUAAUUAGUACUGCUCUAUCCGGUUUUAACAUCUUUAAAACGAUCAGUGCUUAA